AUGCAACACAGCAAACUACUGAGAUACCCACGACAGCUGGUCCUCUGUACACUACAGAACAAAAUGAGUCAACCCUCCCAGGAACAACUGUUUCUCAGCACAGUAGCAGUCAGACAACACAACGGCCAACUCUUCCAGGAACAACUGGUUCUCAGCAAAGCACUCGCCAGACAGCACAUUGGCCAACUCUUCCAGGAACAACCGUUGCUUCUCAGCAAACCACUGACCAGACCAUCCAACGGUCAACUCUUCCAGGAACAACUGUUGUUUCUCAGCACACCACUAACCAGACGACAAGCCUAGCAGGAGGGGAGACUGCUAAGUCUAUCGGUACGUGGUACAACAAGUCGCUCAACAUCGCCCUGGUCUGUGUCUUCUGUGCUGCAGCCAUCAUGGGAAUGGGGGGCGCGUUGCUGUACUACUGGGGCAACAGACGUCAAAGAAGACAGCAAGUGGCUCAAGAUCCACGGGACGAAGAAUUCACACAUUAGAAGAAUGUGGUAAAACGUUUGAGAACGUGGACAAAGCAAGCAGAAUAUUUUAAUUUUGGCAACUUUACUCACAAGGCAAAUGUUAUAGGAGGGACAUUACUUUUGUGUCACUUCAUUGUCAGACAGAUAGCUACCUAAUAGGGUCAAAUAACAUUUAGAAGUGUGGUGAUAUAAUAUUAUAAUUUGUUUGUACAUGUAAUUUUGGUCUAUUCAUACAUAAGACUGAUAUGGAACCGUGAGUCCAGUUUGAAAUGUGAGAGGGAGAUGGAGUGAGAUAUGCUGUAUUCGCUCACGACUAAACAUUGGCCUUUUUAGUUCAUAUGGUAUUGUCCAGAGCAGACCUCUGUUCUCUCAAUCUGUAUUUUUACAAAGUGGAUGUAGUUAUUACGUAUGUCACUAAGUUGUGCGUUAUCAUCACUUAUAUCUCAAGUUGGAACAUUAUUCCCGU
This is a messenger RNA of Branchiostoma belcheri (Belcher's lancelet), 939 nucleotides long. Its product is annotated as lysosome-associated membrane glycoprotein 3-like. Lineage: Eukaryota; Metazoa; Chordata; Leptocardii; Amphioxiformes; Branchiostomatidae. The transcript is spliced from 2 exons. The annotation marks the transcript as partial. The record is from RefSeq and is a predicted model, not a curated record.